UUUUUUUUUUUUUGGAAAAUAAAAUUUGUAAGGGUUAUCUACUUUCCUUGCGGUCCAAGAUAUUGUGGCCUACAAAUACUCAUGUUCAAAAGAACCCUGAUUCUUUCAAAAAAAAAAAAAAAAAAAAAAAAGGAACCCUGAUUGGUCAAGAAGUGUAAGAAUUUUUUUUCCUUCAAAAUAUCACGAUGAAGAUCGUCCAUAAGGAUAUGGUUCUUGGCGGCCCUGGCAGCGUAAAGAUGAUUCCGGAAGAAGCAGAAGAUCUGUGGGUUGCAUACAAUUUGAUUGCUGAAGGUGAUCAUGUUGUAGGCGUUACUGUUAGAAAAGUAAUGCGAGAGACGGCUUCUAGAGGGAUGGAUGCGGAGCGAGUGAAACUCAAGUUAGAAAUCAAAGUUGAGGCUGUGGAAUAUGAUAAAGAAGGUUCUGCUUUACGAAUUCGAGGCAAAAACACUUUGGAAAACGGGUAUGUAAAGAUAGGUGCGUUCCAUACGAUGGAACUCGAGCUGCAACGGCCUUUUGUCCUGAGGAAGAAUGAUUGGGACUCCUUGGUGUUGGAUAUGCUUAACCAAGCAGUUGAUCCUGCUGCGAAAGCUGAUCUGGCUGUGGUGUUACUGCAGGAGGGACUGGCACAUGUGCUUUUGGUUGGUAAAAGUGUAACCCUUACGUGUGCUCGAAUAGAGGCCUCGAUUCCUCGUAAAUAUGGACCUGGUAUUGCAGGAUAUGAAUCUUCCUUGAAUAUGUUUUUUGAGAAUGUUUUACAGGCUUUCUUGAAACAUGUUGAUUUUAAGGUUGUCCGGUGUGCUGUUAUUGCAAGCCCUGGAUUCACUAAAGACCAGUUUUACCGUCAUUUGUUGCUGGAAGCGGAAAGAAAACAGAUGAGAUCUAUAAUAGAGAACAAGUCACGCAUAGUUCUCGUGCACACGACUUCAGGAUACAAGCAUAGCCUAAAGGAGGUUUUGGAUGCACCAAGCAUAAUGAAUAUGAUUAAGGAUACAAAAGCCGUCCAAGAGGUCCGUGCCCUAGAGGACUUUUUUAAUAUGCUAUCAAAUGAUCCGGAUCGAGCUUGCUAUGGUCCUAAGCAUGUAGAAGUUGCUCAUGAUCGGAUGGCAAUUCAAACACUUCUUAUUACAGACGAGCAGUUCAGGAAUGCUGACAUUGCAACACGGAAAAAAUACAUUAACUUGGUCGAUUCAAUUAAAGACUCUGGAGGAAGUGUUCAUAUAUUCUCGUCAAUGCAUGUCUCAGGGGAGCAAUUGGCACAGCUGACUGGUAUUGCAGCAAUUCUUCGCUUCCCUCUCCCUGAUCUUGAUGAUAUUGAAAUGUGAAAAAUGUUGAACAAUUCGAAAAUCAU
Molecule: messenger RNA, 1348 nt
Organism: Chenopodium quinoa (quinoa)
Lineage: Eukaryota; Viridiplantae; Streptophyta; Magnoliopsida; Caryophyllales; Amaranthaceae
Product: protein PELOTA 1-like
Exons: 1
Coding region: 186-1322 (378 amino acids)
Biological process (GO): nonfunctional rRNA decay; RNA surveillance; nuclear-transcribed mRNA catabolic process, no-go decay
Cellular component (GO): cytoplasm
Source: RefSeq, a predicted model, not a curated record